Molecule: messenger RNA, 4704 nt
Organism: Pelobates fuscus (common spadefoot toad)
Lineage: Eukaryota; Metazoa; Chordata; Amphibia; Anura; Pelobatidae
Gene: TBK1
Product: TANK binding kinase 1
Exons: 21
Coding region: 129-2300 (723 amino acids)
Biological process (GO): peptidyl-serine phosphorylation
Cellular component (GO): cytoplasm
Molecular function (GO): ATP binding; protein serine/threonine kinase activity; protein binding
Source: RefSeq, a predicted model, not a curated record
GCUGGCUUAGUCACUCGCUAGUAGGUAGCCAGUAUACGGAAGCUGUGUCUGGUCUUGACGUACUCUGGCCAGCAGGACACACUGGGUCAGGAUAAGAAGAUUAUUACAGGAUUUCCUGACUGAGCAAAAUGCAGAGCACUGCAAAUUACCUCUGGCUGCUGUCAGAUAUUCUAGGACAAGGAGCUACGGCAAAUGUGUACCGUGGCCGUAAUAAGAAAACUGGCGAUCUCUACGCCGUAAAAGUGUUUAACAAUUUAAGCUUCCUGCGUCCAGCAGAUGUUCAAACGAGGGAAUUUGAAGUGUUAAAGAAACUCAACCACAAAAACAUUGUCAAACUCUUUGCGAUUGAGGAAGAGAUGUCGAGUGGGCACAAAGUUCUGGUGAUGGAAUUCUGUCCGUGUGCAAGCUUGUACUCUGUGUUAGAGGAGCCAUCUAAUGCGUACGGUUUGCCGGAAUCUGAGUUCCUAAAUGUGGCGCGUGACGUUGUGGCUGGAAUGAACCACCUCCGAGAAAAUGGAAUAAUUCACAGAGAUAUCAAACCGGGCAACAUCAUGAGGGUAAUCGGUGAAGAUGGAGAGUCCGUGUAUAAACUGACAGAUUUUGGUGCAGCUAGGGAAUUGGACGACGAUGAGCAGUUUGUAUCUCUGUAUGGAACGGAAGAGUACUUGCAUCCAGAUAUGUACGAACGUGCUGUACUUAGAAAAGACCAUCAAAAGAAGUAUGGUGCCACCGUAGAUUUAUGGAGCAUCGGUGUGACGUUUUACCAUGCAGCCACUGGUAGUCUCCCAUUUAGACCUUUUGAAGGACCUCGCAGGAACAAAGAAGUCAUGUAUAAAAUAAUCACAGGAAAACCAUCUGGUGCCAUAUCUGGCGUUCAGAGAGCAGAAAAUGGUCCGAUAGAAUGGAGCUGGGAUAUGCCAUUUAGUUGUAGUUUAUCCUUUGGUUUGCAAUCAUUAUUCUCUCCGGUUCUUGCAAACAUUCUUGAAGCAGAUCAGGAGAAGUGCUGGGGUUUUGAACAGUUCUUUGCAGUGACCAGUGAUAUAUUCUGUCGCAUCGUGAUCCACGUGUUCUCUCUUCAGCAGAUGACGCUGCAUAAGAUAUACAUCCAUGCAUAUGACAAUGCCUCAGAAUUCCAUGACCUCAUUUACAAGCAGACGAAGAUCCCAUCACAGAAUCAAGAGUUGUUAUUUGAAGGAAGGAGACUGGAACUUGAGCCAGACAGGCAGGCACAUCAGUUCCCCAUCACCUCAGAGGAAAACCCAAUAUUUGUCAUUACCAGUGAGAUGGUGACCAUGAUUGGCUUGCGAUAUGAGGAAAUCUUGUUACCGAAAUUUUAUUUAUCAUAUGAUUUGGAUGCUGAUGCCACAGCGUCAAAGGCAAUAACCGGAAUUGUGUGCUACUACUGUAGGAUUACGUCAUCACUGCUGCUCGGACAAGAGCUCAUGCGCAAAGGAAUACGUUGGCUAAUUGAACUGAUGAAAGAGGAAUACAAUGAAACGGUCCACAAGAAUACAAAAGUCACUCUUAAGUUUAACUUCUGCAACAAAACCAUAGAAAAAGACCUAAAAAUAUAUGAACAUGUGGCCAAUGUUGAAUCAGAACUGUAUGAAAUUCACUCCAAGCUGCUACGUCUUUCAAGUUCACAAGAAAAUCUGAAAUCAUCAUUACAAGACAUACAGAAUAAAUUAUCUCCCGGGGGGCUCCUGUCAAACUCCUGGCUCAAAGUUGAUGGCACACACCAUUCUGACAGAAAUAUUGAGAAGUUGCAAGUACUACUGAGCUUAGUCACCGAAAUCUGCUGUCAGUUCAAGAAGGACAAAGCACAGAGAAGGCUUAUGUAUAAUGAAGAGCAGAUACACAAGUUUGACAAGCAGAAAUUAUUCUUACAUGCAAAAAAAGCCACUUCGCUCUUCAAGGAUGAAUGUGUGUCAAAAUAUGACAUAUUCCGCAGCAAGUCGCAGGAUUGGAUGAGGCAAAUGAUUGUUCUAAGGAAACAGCUGCUAACCAUCACCAACCAAUGCUUUGACAUUGAAAAAGAAGUUACAAAGUGCCAGCAUUACAUAGAAGAGUUUCAAGAAACGAUUCCACCGAAGAUGUUUGCUUCACCCACCGAUAUGAAGGCUGCAGCCAAUCCAAUCUAUUCCAGUCCCAACACAUUGGUGGAGAUGACACUUGGAAUGCGGAAGUUAAAAGAAGAGAUGGAAGGCGUUGUCAAAGAGCUAGCUGAAAAUAAUCACAUUUUGGAACGGUUUGGCGCUCUGGGCAUGAAUAGCAGCUUUACGAACGUGGAUUGCAUUUAGUGACCGCCUUUAUCUGUGCGUGGCAAGCUGUGAACAGUGGAACCUUACAAAGGUGGCAGCACAUUGGAACUUCAGUAUCAUUCGAUCUAAUUUUCCCCAGUGCCAGAAUUUGUGUUUGUAAAUACAUGUAUCAUAUUUUGAUUAUGUAGAAAUAUGCCAGGUUCUUUUCGAUCUGUAUCUUUUGUUGUUAAACUAGUUGUUUUUUUAUGUAUUGGUAAAAAAUGCUAUGGAAUUCCCCUCGGUAUUCUGUAUAUAGAAAUUUGUAAAGGAGAUCUGCUUCUUAAUCAUUGUAAGGAAAUUCUUAGUAAAGAAACAUAAUAAUAAUUUCCUAGUAUUCACAGAAAAUUGCACUUUAUUUGAAAUUGAACCCAAGAUUUAAGGCCAUGAGCACAUACUUCUAUUUAACACUUUAACUGCCUGUAUCUAUGCCUGACAGUCAUUUGUUUUAAUUAAUAACUGUAGUGCGCAGGAAAAUGUAAAUACGGCUGCGUUUAAGAUUCCUGCUUUUUUUUUUUUUUUUAGUUCUCUCUCUGUAAUCUAAGAAUCUUUUUAUCGGCUUUGUAAUCAGUUCCACAUUCUAUGUUUUACUCUAUGCUCUGUCUGUCUGCUGAUAAACAUUUUAUAGCAUAUAAAUACAGUAAGCGCUGCUUUGUUCCUAAAAUACGGUCAGUCUAUCGGCACAGGGAAAGAAGUCGCAUUUUACUUUCAGAGUACCGUAGUAGCGACACACUGUUAAAGUAUUUGACUGAUGGUCAGAGCCUGUCCUGCCGACACUCACUCAGCUUUACCAAGCUUCAGUGAGACAAACAAAACUUAAAACCUCCAUAUAUUUAAAGGACACUAUAGGCAUGUAACUGCUUCACCUCAUUGAAGUGGCUGCAGUGUCUGGAAUCCCCUGAUGCCAUCCUUCAAUUCCGCAAUAAACCUGUUUUGAUGGUUAAAAGAAAAAUGUCCCAAGAUUCCAUGCUAUCCGUGCUGCUUGGGCUAUUGAGGAAGCAUUGGCGUGCGCUGCAGUGGGUGGCUGUUAUUGGCUGAGAGUGUUAGAUGACAGGUUUAAUUAGGUUACAGUGCCAAUUGCUGGUAUGAAUUGGUUUGUCACAAGGAAUUACGUAAUCUCUGCCUUAGUCAUAGCUUUAGUAGGGUCUGUGGGUGGCCAUGUAUCCUUAUUUAGUAUUGAACUGCUCGAAAAGGACAUUGGGGAGUAGUGUCAGGGGACUCUAUAUAAGCACUAUAACUAUUAAAUGAAUGCAGUUACAGUGCCUGCAAUGUUCCUUUAAUGCCAGACUCCUGGCCAUGAAGAGAGGUCAUUCACUCUUCAUAGACAGUUCUGUAACAUAAUCUACUUCAGGUAUUUCACACAUGGUUUUUAGACAGAACCCAGCUUAUCUUGGACACGAUGGCCUUCUGACAGCCAGAUACUUUGCUAAACCUUACUAAAUAGGUCCCUCGACUACUACACAGCAACAAACAUUCGCAUUAGAUAUAUGCCCUCUACAGGAGUCAAUUCCUCAAGAGCACUUAUGAGCUGUCAAACCUCAUACCAACAUACUUGACCCUAUGUAGCGAUUAUACCCAACAUGCAGAGUGUACAUUUUCCAGAAAGAUAGACAGAGAAAAGGUCCCUAAACCGGUCCUUCGAAUGGCCAGAUAGAAUAGAAUAAAAUAAAAAUGUCCGAUCAAGCCAAGGUCCACGAAAGCCAGAAAAUCCCAGAACCAGAGAAACAGAUUAGUCAAGAGGAAGCCGGGUCAAUACCAAACUACAAACAAAGGUAUGCACUAUUGGGACACAUUGAAAUUCUAGGAAACCCAACAUGGCACUGUGCCUUUGAUUUUAUAUGUUUAGGGGCGUGGCUAGCAUAACCAUGCCCAAAAACAUAAGAGUUAAUUGAGCUCUAGUCCUUAGAGCUCUAUUGAUUCAUGAAGCCGGCUUGCGUGCACCGCAUCAUAAAAAGGGCCGCCGUCCCGGAGGCUGACUGAAGCAAAUAAAACCCUAAAGUGAAUUUGAAGUGAAUUGGAAAAAUUCUCCAAAUCCGCUACCCUUCCAGUUUGGCUACUUUGGCCUUAAAGCAGUGCUGUCAUCGUCUGGGGUCUUGGCAUGUUAACUACUCCACUUGGUUUGCACAAGAGUUCAACACUGAUGUCUAUGGAGGAGUCUGCAAUACCGCAGGACUCUCCAUAGACAGAGCCCUUUUCCCCUCAGCCAUCCUUAAUCACAGCAGUACUUCAGCCUUUUAGUCAAGCUUCAGAAAAAUACAUAAGCCAAAGUAGACCCUCAUAUCUUUUCACUCUGUUGGGAUUCAAACAAAGUCUUUGGGAACAUUUCAUAAAGAUUUUCUGGAUUAUUUAUUAAAGUGAGAAAUGAUGUAUGUUCCUCUACUCCUCCAUCCCCAUCAAUAAACAUUGA